Molecule: messenger RNA, 1219 nt
Organism: Struthio camelus australis
Lineage: Eukaryota; Metazoa; Chordata; Aves; Struthioniformes; Struthionidae
Source: RefSeq, a predicted model, not a curated record
CAGCUCUAUCUCCACGCUGGCUUGUGGUUCAACGAAACGGCAACCACCAGAAAGCACGCUGGUGCACCUGCGACCACCCCUGUUACCAAGCUGGAGUGAGACCCCUUGCAGGGUGGAGGGGAAUGGGCCCAGUAGCACAUUCCCUUUGGGAGCAGUGUUUAACUGCUCAUGCCUAAAAGUCUGGGGCAUCCAGGCACGUGGAGCUGACCAGCAGACCAUGCUCCGACUGUUACACUGUUCUCACUGCUGGGAAUGACACUGCCUCCAGAGGAUCCCAGGCUCAGCUCCUUGGGAAGCUUCAGCACGCCAGCUCUGAGAAUCAGCAUCCCCUAGGCGCUGUGCGGGCAGGAUGCACAGAGCAGAGGAAGCAACCAGUGGGUCCUGCCCCACCUGGUGACUCAGUUGCCACCAACUGUACAUACCUUCCUGGUAAGCAAGAGCAAUGUAAACACAGGUUGCAGGGAGCAGCAGGAGUCCAGCUUCCCUGGGAGCUGCCUGGCCCACCAUGGCUGCUACGGAGGAAGGAACCAGAGCGCCGUCCCCCCCAGCAGAUCUAGAGGAGCUCCUGACCUAUGAUGACCUCUUCCUGGAGUAUUUCAAUGCCUUCCUGGCGUUGCCUGCCUUCCCUCUGCGACUGCGAUACGACCGGCUGAGGGGGCAGCUGCGUGAGCUGCGAGACUUUCCCCAAGAAUUGCCUGGCUUAGCCCAGGCGAGUGCCUGCUCCCCUCGCUACGGGGCGACGGACGAAGAGAGGGAAAGGAGCCUGGGCUGGCUGAUAAGGGAGCGUGCCCAGCUGUUCCAAAGGACAGCCCUGUACCUGGAAUACAAGCUGGCAAAGCUGCUGAUCCGCCCGCUGGCUGAAGGCCCUGCAGGGAGCCGGCACGGGGUUCGCGGGUGCAGCCGACAGUCCAACGGCACCACUGCCUCCAGCCUCCCCAGUCGCCCCUCGGCACCGAGGUGGCCGACGGGGAUCCCCAGCUGUGAGCUGCCGAGGCCUCUGAGGUGGACCCGCAGCACCCCAGCCCAUCUAGUGCUGCGCUGUGCUCACCAGGCACGCAUGCCCCCUCUCCCACCCAUGGCACAGUCUGGCCGCUCGUGGUACAAGACUCCUUCCCUGCGGGUUUCGCUGACGGGGGGACGCACUGGCUUGGCUGACAAUAUCUCCUUCAGCAACUGCCGCUUAGGGAGGGGCAUCAGUGAGGCAAUUUGUAAGAGGUGA